AUGAUUGCCGUACUGUUCAGAUUGGUAGGAACGAAACUCUGAUCCUCGUUUUACCCGGCGGUUUAUUUUAAAGGUACCAUCAACGGCAGUGGGGCUAGCUAGCGCUACUUUCAGCUCCUAAAUUUGUCAUUUUAAAGCGUUAAUUCGACUUUGAAGCACUUUUAAAGUAUAUUUCGCAGGGUUGGAUUCAGGAGAGGCGGGUUCUGGGUGAUAAGGGCCGCGGAAAGGUGGCCAGUAUGGCUCGACAGGCGGGCGAGCUGCGGUAGAAGGUAGCGGGUGAGCGUGCUAAGCUAACGUGCUAACGGGGUCGUUAGUCAGCCGUGAACGUGAACUUCACGGACUCCGUGGCUCGGUCGCGUCUGUCUCGCCCCUCCGCCGUGACACGUGUGCCGGGAGGCUGCUGGAAUGUGCCGGUCACGCUGCCGGUCAGCGCCCGGGGCUGGUGUUAGCCGUGUUUGUGUGCGGAGAUGAGCGAGUGUCAGUUGUGCCCGGGGCUCGUUUCUAUGGAAACAGCUGAAGGAGUCGAUCAGUGAAGGACAUUGAGAGGGCGGCAGCAGCAGCUGGGCUGGUUUUCCUCUAGUUCUGAGUUCUGGCUGGACAUUGUCAUUUUUCCUCCGUGGGACGUGUUGAAGGACCAGCCAUGGUGCUUAAAAUCUUCUUCCCCAAGUGUUGCAACACUGCCGACAGCGGCCUGCUGGUGGGUCGCUGGAUUCCGGGCCAAGACUCAGCUGUGGUUCUCGCCGUCAUCCACUACCCUUUCAUACCAGGCCAGGUGAAAAAGUAUCUGAGCCAAAUUCGGAACCAGACCCAGGUGGACCUGACCGUUCUGGGCUCGUGGAGUAAGCCCAAAGACGGCCAGGAGGGAAUGGACAGCUUCUUGAAAGACCUUAGCACCAUUUUCCCUCACUCACGUUGGCUUCAGCUGAGUCGCGAGAGCGGCAAGAGAGCCUUCACGUGCCGGGUGGUGCAGAACAACGGGACGCCUCCGGCUGACCAGGAGGAUGAUGAAGAAGUCAUCUUCAUUCAUUACGACCAGAGGAAGGUCAUGCUCUCCCAGCUCCACCCGAUACAGGAGAAAAGCUCUGAGAAAGACUCUUCAGAGCUGCGCGUGGUUUUUCAGACGGUCGCUCAGAGCCAGCCCCUGUUCUUUCUCGACAGGUACGACGAGGGGCCUCUGAAGCUCACGCACUGGCAGUCCGAAGGCAGGGAGGCGAGCAUCAUCGUCGAGCUGCUCAAGCAAGCGUCCGUCCCGCUUUGCGUAGUUCUCACCUGGCUGGUGUCUGUGUGGCAGUGGCUGUGUAGCUUCAGGUUGCUGCAUACGUGGCCAGUGCAGUUCAUCUCAAGCAAGCUGUCUACCUGUGUUCAGUCGGGAUACAGGACGGAUCACUUUCAAACUGUUUUCUCCACCAAGAAAGCCACAACGCACGUAGAAUUCAUGAGGAAGGCAAACAUUUUUGUGUCCUUCCUUUUGGACAUUGCUCUUGGAUUGGUGCUGAUCUCCUGGCUCUACAGAGAGAAUCGUAUCAGCCAGCUCGCCAAUACUUUAGUGCCAGUUGCUGACCAUGUGGCUAAGGAGCUGCAGGAGCUGCUGGAGUGGCUCAUGGGCGCCCCUGCUGGCCUGAAGAUGAACCGUGCCCUGGACCAGGUGCUGGGGAGAUUCUUCCUUUACCACAUCCAUCUGUGGAUCAGCUACAUCCGUCUGAUGUCUCCCUUUAUCGAGAUGAUCCUGUGGUAUGUCGGACUCUCCGCUUGCCUGGGUUUGACCUUUGCCCUUUCGGUGCUCUCAGACAUAGUGGCACUUCUGACCUUCCACAUCUACUGCUUUUAUGUGUACGGAGCAAGGCUUUACUGUCUGAAAAUCUACGGCCUGUCCUCCCUCUGGCGUCUUUUCCGGGGUAAGAAGUGGAACGUGCUGAGGCAGCGUGUGGACUCCUGCUCCUACGACCUGGACCAGCUCUUUAUUGGCACUUUGCUCUUCACAGUCCUGCUGUUUUUGCUGCCCACCACUGCUCUGUAUUACCUGGUCUUUACGCUGCUGCGCCUGGUGGUGGUGAUGUUCCAGGGGCUGAUUCACCUCAGUGUGGACUUCAUUAACUCCUUUCCCCUGUUCGCUAUGGGCCUCCGUGUGUGCAGGCCCUACAGACUGGCAGAGGGAGUUAAAUUCCGAGUACUGAGUGAAGAGCCUGGCGCUCCUCUGCACCUGAUGAUGGAGAUAAACCCUCUGAAAUUCAGCUCUGUGCUCCAGUGCUACCGGACACCCACCUACAGCUGCUACCCCAGGGACUCGUGGGCCGCCCUGUGCAAAAAGCUUUUCGUAGGCGAGCUCAUUUACCCCUGGAGGCAAAAGAGCACCAAGACAGACUGAAGCAGCAAAAGGCACAGCUGAAACCCCCACUUGGGCAGACAGCAUGGCCAGAAAGCCACCCACAGCCACUCAGAGAUACUGGGGUGCUUUCAUUCAUUGCCUGGUGGUGUAGUGGCAGAGGAUUGAAGGGAAAUCCCACUUAUUUUUCAGAAGGUCUGCAUAAUUCAGUGGUCAGAUUCAUUCAGAGUGGUUUGGUGUGAAAUGGUUCAGAUGUCUUUACAGUGGUGGUGAUAGGAACCAGAGGUCGC
Molecule: messenger RNA, 2613 nt
Organism: Colossoma macropomum (tambaqui)
Lineage: Eukaryota; Metazoa; Chordata; Actinopteri; Characiformes; Serrasalmidae
Gene: pigq
Product: phosphatidylinositol glycan anchor biosynthesis, class Q
Exons: 11
Coding region: 641-2365 (574 amino acids)
Biological process (GO): GPI anchor biosynthetic process
Cellular component (GO): membrane; endoplasmic reticulum
Source: RefSeq, a predicted model, not a curated record